AUGGCGCCCUAUGGAGAUGCGCCGGGGAGACCUGGGAAUUUGACGCCAGCAGAGGAGCAAAAACUGAAGGAAAUGUGGAUCGCAAUGUCGAAGAUCAGUGGCAUGAUGCCGGAGGCUUCAUUUAUGAAUGGGAACAAUGACGCCGCUUCUACGACCUCGGAGACGCCCAAGAAGAAGAGCCGAUUUGGAUUCGGGCGGAGCAAGCAGAACGAGGAAGUAACCAAUGGAGGCGACAAUGACAAGCACGGGCAGACGAAUCAGUAUGAAAAGGCUCUUCAGUCGUUGACUCCGGAACAACUCAGAGAAGCCCUGUGGUCAAUGUCAAAACACGAUGAUCCUGAUGCACUACUCCUCCGCUUCCUUCGCGCACGCAAGUGGGACGUUCAAGCUGCGCUCGUCAUGCUUGUCGCGACCAUGCAUUGGCGAAGUCAGGAAGUCCACCUCGACGACGACAUUAUGCCCAGAGGCGAGCGUGGAGCAUUGGAGUGGAGUAAGAGCUCAGAUGCCGCGGAGCGAAGAGAAGGCGAAGACUUUCUCGCACAACUGAGAAUGGGGAAGUCGUUCAUUCAUGGAUGCGAUAACGACGGAAGACCUUGCUGUUUCGUGCGGGUGAGAUUACACCAUGGUGGCGACCAGACCGAGAAAAGCUUGGAAAGAUUCACGGUCUGGACCAUUGAGACUGCUCGCAUGAUGUUGCACCCGCCCGUCGACACAGCUACUAUUGUCUUCGAUAUGACCGACUUUGCUCUCUCGAACAUGGAUUACGCCCCUGUAAAGUUCAUCAUCAAAUGCUUCGAAGCCAACUAUCCCGAAUCUUUGGGAGCAAUCUUGAUCUACAAAGCGCCAUGGAUCUUCAACCAAAUCUGGAGAAUCAUCCGAGGCUGGCUGGAUCCCGUCGUAGCAUCAAAAGUGCAUUUCGUCGCAAAUAUCGACGAACUUGACAGCUAUAUCCCGAGAGACCGGGCACCGAAAGAGUUAGGAGGGGACGAAGACUGGGAAUGGAAAUGGCCAGAACCUGUACCCGGCGAAGACGAUCAGAUGAAAGAUACGGCUGGGAAAGAGAAAGUCAUGGCGGAACGAAACGAGCUGAUCAAAAGUUAUGAGGAGGAGACGAUGGCGUGGUGCGAGGGUAAGGAUAAGGGGGAAGGACGACCGAGCAUUGCGCAAAAACUGGCCGAGAACUAUUGGAAGCUGGACCCAUAUGUGCGAGCGAAGACGCCGUAUGAUCGGACAGGUGUCAUGCUGCCUGGCGGGAAGGUAGACUUCUAUCCCAAGAGCAGUAGUCCCGCUGCGCCUGCGCCUGCGCCUGCCACAGAUGGGACCACGGAAGAUGACGUGGAUUAAUGUACUUGACCUUGACAGACUAGAUGCUAGAUGAGGCACCCGACGUCAAUGGUAUUUCCACGCUUUUUCAUUCUGCC
This is a messenger RNA of Pseudocercospora fijiensis CIRAD86, 1421 nucleotides long. RefSeq lists its product as uncharacterized. The record is from RefSeq and is a predicted model, not a curated record. The transcript has 2 exons. NCBI's taxonomy places the organism in Eukaryota, Fungi, Ascomycota, Dothideomycetes, Mycosphaerellales, Mycosphaerellaceae. Bases 1 to 1344 code for a protein of 447 amino acids.